AAGGUUCAUAAACGGAACUUUACCCAGAAAAGCAAGACGCACUGACAGCGACCGAGUUUACAGUGGAGCGGGCCUUUAACAUUUUAACUGCGCAACAAAUAUUUCGGAGCGAGUAUAGGACUGAAAGUCGUGAAAAGACUGAACCAUGUCUAUGACCGUCAAAGCCUAUCUCCUUGGAAAGGAGGACGCACCGAAAGAAAUUCGUCGCAUUGCUGUCGACCAAGAUGUUUCAACGAGUUUUGAGUAUCUGAAAAAAAAGGUUGAGGAUGUUUUCUCAACCCUGCGAAAUGUCACCUACCAAAUGUUUUACAAAGAUGAAGACGGUGAUAUGAUCGCCUUUUCCACUGACGAUGAGCUUAUCAUGGGCCUCACCUGCAUCAAGGACUACACCUUCCGCCUCUUCAUCAAGGAGAAGAAGGCGCACAGGCGUGAGUUCCCUGCUUUUGCCUUCCCCGGCGGUGUCCCCCCUUUCGCCUUCCUCCCUCCCCCUGGAGCACCCCAUACGGGACCUCCCCCACCCCAUGGUCACGGCCCCCAUGGUCACGGCCCCCACGGGCCCCCCAUGGUGCACCCCAACGUGACCUGUGACGAAUGUGAGGGCUCUGUGGCGGGGACCCGUUUCAAGUGCACCGUGUGCCCUGACUAUGACCUGUGCUCCACGUGCCAAGCCAAGGGGCUCCACAAGGAGCACGUCCUCCUGCCCAUCUGGCACCCCUUCAGCAACGCAUUCGAGUGGUGCCCUCGUGGGGGGAAGUGGAUGCGGAAGAUGAGGCACUGCAUGUGGGCUCAGGCCCAAAGCCAGGCCCAGCCUGGUCCCUCUGUGUCCCAGCCAGGCCAGGCGGUCCCGGGGGACAGACAGCCCUCUGAUGCCUCAUCUGCUGCCUCCCAGCAGUCUCAAGCCAAUAUGGAUUACCUGAAGAACAUUGGAGAAGGGGUGGCAGCCAUGCUUAGCCCACUGGGUAUCGAUGUAGAUAUUGAUGUGGAGCACGAGGUGAAGAGGACCAAGGUGAUGACCACCAAUCCAACCCCACUUGGGUCAGGAGGCCCCCCCAGUGCUAGGAGCGACAACGUGACAGGGGGGUCAGAGGGAGCAGGGGCUAAAGAGGGGGACAUGGACGUGGACGGGCUGAGCAGCCUGGGGAGCACCAGUGAUUUGGCUACGGGUGGUAAAGACGCAGGGGGCAGUGGUGACGAGGAGUGGACCCACCUGACCUCCAAGGAGGUGGACCCCUCUACAGGGGAGCUCCAGUCUCUCAGGGCAGGCAAGGAGGGCUCUCUGGAAGUCCCAGAGUCCCCUACUGUCCCCCAGGGUCCCUCACAGGAACCACAGAAGUCACUCACUCUCGCUGAGGCCGCAGCCUACCCCCACCUUCCUCAAGAUGCCGAUCCACGCCUGGUGGAGUCCCUGUCCCAGAUGCUGUCCAUGGGCUUCACAGAUGAGGGUGGCUGGCUCACCCGCCUCCUCCACACUAAGGACUGCGACGUCGGGGCCGCCCUGGACACCAUCCACUACUCCAAAUCCCAACAGAAGUAACGGGGGCCCAACACAGUACCCUGAGGGACACCUACAUCCCCCUAUCAUAGCCACUUCACCAAUACUGCCUUCUCUUCUGUCCCUCUCAUUCACACCUCUCUGGCAAUUGCAGUUACUCACACAAUAAAAGUCUUAUUAGAUCUGAAUAUAUAUAAUGAUCUUGCUAUUUUAAAUGUUUUUGCUCUACAUCUAUGGUUGCACUGACAUUGAGAAGUACAGUAUAAAGGGUUUACUAGUCAAGUAUUUAUCUGAAUGGAAAUUAUGAUAUUUCAAAACCUUUGUUAAACUCUUUUCAUUGUGAUGUCAUUGAACUGAAAGUGAAAGUUAACAUAUGGGUUCGUUUUUAAAUUGGAUUUACAAAAGCAGUAAAAAAAAGUUAAGAUUAACCAACAUGUAAAAUAUCAGCGUUAACUCAAUAGGAAGUAUCAUCUAUUGACUUUUUGAUUAAUCAAGUAACUGUUCUUACACUUAUCAUGUAGAGUUAAUGCCAGAUGUAAUACAUGUUCAUUACCAGUGUCAUCAAAAUCAGGUGAAGGGUGUGGAUAAUGACUGUCUAACAUUGAAAUCAUUUCUCUCCUUUCAAAACCAAAUAAAAUACUUCUGCAAAGAAAA
This is a messenger RNA of Coregonus clupeaformis (lake whitefish), 2146 nucleotides long. RefSeq names its product sequestosome-1-like. Gene Ontology annotation, biological process: mitophagy; endosome organization; aggrephagy. Gene Ontology annotation, molecular function: K63-linked polyubiquitin modification-dependent protein binding; protein kinase C binding; zinc ion binding. The coding region runs from base 146 to 1534 and encodes 462 amino acids. Gene Ontology annotation, cellular component: amphisome; aggresome. The transcript has 7 exons. The record is from RefSeq and is a predicted model, not a curated record. NCBI's taxonomy places the organism in Eukaryota, Metazoa, Chordata, Actinopteri, Salmoniformes, Salmonidae.